AUGGUGAAGAUAAGCAACAGCCUGGUCGGCGUGCUCAACUUCCACACCCUCCUCAUCUCCUUCCCGGUCAUUGACAUCGCCCUAUGGUUACGGAUCAAGGCCCCCACGGAAUGCGAGCGGUUCCUCCAACUGCCCCUCCUCGUCGUGGGCGUCUUCCUUUUCGUCGUGUCUGUGCUGGGCGUCGUCGGCUCGUGCUUCCGGGACUCCAUCUUCCUCUGCAUCUACGUCUUCCUCCUCUUCCUGCUGAUCCUUGCCAUGGCUGCCUUCACCGUCUUCGCCUUGGUCGUGACGAACAAGAGCAUCGGCCAGGCGAUAUCGGGGAAGGGAUACAAGGAGUAUAGGCUGGGGGACUACUCGCACUGGCUGCAAAAGAGGGUGGGGGAUCGGAAGAAUUGGAGGGUGAUCCAUGGCUGCAUGAAGGAGGCCAAGGUCUGUGGCCGUCUCGAAGAUGACAUCGGCACGAAGGCCUCCGAGUUCUACAGGAAAAACCUGUCACCCAUGCAGUCUGGUUGCUGCAAGCCGCCAACCUACUGCGGAUUCACCUACGCUAAUGCUACAUAUUGGAUCAUCCCAAGAUCUGGUCUCUCUUCAUCAAAUCCUGAUUGCAAGGCAUGGAGCAAUGACCAAGAUAAGCUGUGCUAUGGCUGCAACGCAUGCAAGGAAGGUGUUCUUGCAAACCCUCGAGAACGGGUGGAAGAAGGUCGUCAUCUUAAAUGCUGCUCUUCUUGCCUUUGUCAUCGUCAUCUACUCGGUUGGAUGUUGCGCAUUCAGGAACAACAAUUCUCAUAG
This is a messenger RNA of Musa acuminata subsp. malaccensis (wild Malaysian banana), 789 nucleotides long. RefSeq names its product tetraspanin-8-like. Gene Ontology annotation, cellular component: plasma membrane; plasmodesma. Lineage: Eukaryota; Viridiplantae; Streptophyta; Magnoliopsida; Zingiberales; Musaceae. The record is from RefSeq and is a predicted model, not a curated record. Gene Ontology annotation, biological process: auxin-activated signaling pathway.